This is a messenger RNA of Mollisia scopiformis, 1387 nucleotides long. RefSeq lists its product as uncharacterized. Gene Ontology annotation, molecular function: S-adenosylmethionine-dependent methyltransferase activity. The transcript is spliced from 2 exons. The record is from RefSeq and is a predicted model, not a curated record. The coding region runs from base 164 to 946 and encodes 260 amino acids. Lineage: Eukaryota; Fungi; Ascomycota; Leotiomycetes; Helotiales; Mollisiaceae.
UUCUUACGAAGAUAUCAGAGGUAUCGCGAUGGCUGAAGGAACUUUCUGUUGGACUCAAUGACGUUAGGAGAUCUGGAUAGCUUCAAACUCACGCCCGAGGGAGGCACAUUGUCAAAAUGAUUCUAUACGUCCAGAAAUGGCUGUUAUAUAAGUCUACAAAGAAAUGUCCAUCCUGAAACGUCGGAUAUUGCCAAUUCUGAACGCCCAAAUUUCUUACAAGCUUCCUCGAACCUCUUCAUACGCGACGAUGGCUCUGCCACCAUUCAAAGUCAACGCCCUCCCACGAUCUUUGUACCCAAGCUCGAUAUCUUACAGCCCUCAAGACUUCCGCAGACAAGAUGAAGGGUCCGACUCGGACUGGUACUCCCAACCACGAUUUGUGCAACACAUCGACGACGGAGCAAUUGCCAUGUUGAAGUCUUACUAUGGUUCAAUCAUCAAGCCCAACAAUAGCGUGCUGGACAUCUGCUCGAGUUGGGUUUCGCAUUUGCCCGAUAACAUCAAUCCGCAAAGCAUGAUUGGGAUUGGGAUGAACAAGAUGGAGCUGGAACGCAAUGGACACCUCACGAAGUUCUUCGUCAAAGACCUCAACACGAACCCGAAUAUACCAGAAGUUCCUAAUGAGAGCGUCGAUGUGGUAAUCUGCAACGUCUCCGUUGACUACCUUACCCAGCCUAUAUCCAUAUUCAAGGAGACGCAUCGGGUGUUGAGAGACAACGGGUCUGCACAUAUGGCGUUCAGCAACAGAUGCUUUCCAACCAAAGUCAUUGGCAAGUGGAUGGGCAUGAGUGACGAGGAACGGAGACGCUGGGUUGGUGGCUAUUUCUGGGCGAGUGGAGGGUGGAAGGAGGUCGAGGAAGUCAUACUCAAGGAGGGAAAGGGCGGGUUCUGGGGAGGCUAUGAGGAUCCUCUGUUCGUAGUACGAGCAAGGAAAGCUGUGGAUUGAGUGCGACAUCUCGAUCAUAUUAUUGCGGAAGCAGGGUCGAAUCCUCAUUACUGCGAGUGACGAGGCAGGAGUACUUUCAUUGUAUACAUCAUCCACACUCCAAUUCUCGUCCAGUCGGGUUGCCUCUAUGAUUCUGCAUCCGACUUCUGCAAUGGUACGGCGCAAGGACGCAAUCAAUACACUAUUCAUCUUCUAUGCAGGUCUUGAUUCCACGACCAAGUGGCCUUUAUAUGCGUCCUCAGACGCCGGCCUCAAAAUCGCCAGCAAUACAUUUCGGCUUACCGACCAAUCUCGGAUGAAGCGGGGUGGAUAAAGUUAUCGGCUCCGCUCAUCCAAUCCCUACUUGAUUUAUUAACAUAUAUAUACCACCUUGUGUAACAUCGAGAUCGUUCCUGUAAAUUCCCCUGAUCGCCACAGGGUUAGGGACCAAGCCAACUCAUA